Tinamus guttatus (white-throated tinamou) is the source of this 1063-nucleotide messenger RNA. Lineage: Eukaryota; Metazoa; Chordata; Aves; Tinamiformes; Tinamidae. The record is from RefSeq and is a predicted model, not a curated record.
AUGUGGGCGAGCUGCUGCAACUGGUUCUGCCUGGAUGGCUCCCCCGAGGAGAUGCCGCCGCCGCCGCCGGGAGCCCGCGCCCAGGCCUACUCCAACCCCGGCUACAGCUCCUACCCGUCGCCCACGGGCGCCGAGCAGGGCUGCACCGCGUGCGGGACGCGCCUCGCCACACAGCACGUCUGCUCGGACUGUAAAAAGAAUUUUUGCACAUCCUGCUCGAGUCAGCCCGACAGCGGUCCCCGUCUCUGCCACCUGUGUCAGCGCUUCCGAGCCACAGCUUUCCAGCGGGAAGAGUUGAUAAAGAUGAAGGUGAAGGAUCUGCGAGACUAUUUGGCACUCCGCGACAUUUCCACAGAGCUGUGUCGGGAAAAGGAGGACCUGGUAUUUCUGAUUCUUGGCCAGCAGCCUGUAAUUACCCAAGAAGAUCAGAUCCAAACACCUUCUUUGAAUAGCAGUGCCUCUGGACAGCAAGACUUUGUGAUUCUCCCACCGAGCAGCAGAGCGUCUUCUACCUCACGUGAUGUCUCUCCACUGUCUGCAGACCCCAUCUCAAGUCCACUAGCUCAGGAACAUCCACAGUCUGUUGACUCGGAAGAAAACCUGGUGCAGGGGCGGAGGGCUUCUCUUUCUGAUCUGACAAGCAUUGGGGAUAUCGAUGCGCUCACUGUGCGGCAGCUGAAGGAAAUUCUUGCGCGCAACUUUGUCAACUACAAGGGCUGCUGUGAGAAGUGGGAGCUGCUGGAGCGGGUGACUCGCCUUUACAAGGAGAAAGACCUUCAACAUCUAGUUUCUGACACUGACGAUCAAACUGGUGGUGCUGGGCUCCAUGGCGCAGAGGAGAACCUCUGCAAGAUCUGCAUGGACUCACCCAUUGACUGUGUCCUGCUAGAGUGUGGCCACAUGGUCACUUGCACCAAGUGCGGGAAGCGGAUGAGCGAGUGUCCCAUAUGCAGGCAGUAUGUGAUACGAGCUGUCCAUGUCUUUAAGUCCUAAGUGUCUAUAAGUAAGAAUGGUGAUGCCUUAAAGCCUCAUCUGCUCUUAGAGAAAGGGUCAUAAUCGCUGC